This is a messenger RNA of Diprion similis, 884 nucleotides long. RefSeq names its product profilin. The transcript has 3 exons. NCBI's taxonomy places the organism in Eukaryota, Metazoa, Arthropoda, Insecta, Hymenoptera, Diprionidae. Gene Ontology annotation, molecular function: actin monomer binding. Gene Ontology annotation, cellular component: cell cortex. The coding region runs from base 186 to 566 and encodes 126 amino acids. The record is from RefSeq and is a predicted model, not a curated record.
CGAGUAAAGUGUGAGUCAGAAAGCCGCGUAUCGCGACAAAGCUAGGGGAGGCCGUAGCCCGACUGCAAGGUCUGCACCGCACCAGCCAACGACAGAGUAGUCGAAGUUGAGUUUCAGUCAGUGACGGGUUGUGUCUCUCUAGUGACGUAGCGAAUAGUUUUCUUUUCCCCCCGUUGUGUUCAAAAAUGAGCUGGCAGGAUUACGUUGACAAGCAAUUGCUCGCUUCGAGAUGUGUUACGAAAGCAGCUAUAGCUGGACACGAUGGAAAUCUAUGGGCGAAAUCGGAAGGUUUCGAAGUGAGUAAAGACGAGCUGCUGAGGCUGGUCCAGGGCUUUGACAAACAAGACAUUUUGACGUCAUCGGGUGUUACCUUGGCGGGCAACAGAUAUAUCUACUUGUCCGGUACGGACCGGGUGAUCAGGGCGAAAUUGAACAAGGUCGGUGUCCACUGCAUGAAGACGACGCAGGCGGUUGUAGUUUCGCUAUAUGAAGAUCCAAUCCAGCCGCAACAAGCUGCCUCAGUCGUCGAGAAACUUGGCGACUACCUUGUGUCCUGUGGCUAUUAGAAACCGGAACCUGACGACUGGCGUCAGCUGUUCGCUCUAUACGGAUCUAGUUCUGCAAUUUCUGUCGAAUCAGCAGUGACGCGAGAGACCUUAGAUUAACGCGACGCACUUCAUACUUAAUGCAAUAACGAAAAGAAACAUAAAUUGUGUUAGAUUUUAGUUUUAACUGUUAUAAAUUGAAAGAACGCACACAACAGUGAUACAAAUCAAUUUCUUACAAUUACUUAUAGUUGUCGGAUAUACGCGCUAAAUAAAUUCACGCAAUGCACAAUUUCUUUCUUCAUUUUUAUACGUACGUUGCAUUGAAAGAUAUUAUAA